CAGGUCUCAGAAGGGGAUGAUUCCCCAGUAGGAGUCCCUGUCCGGCUCCAAGGUGCCGCUUGGCCCCCCCAACCUGGGAAGACUGCUUCUUGUGUGACGCCAGCCUGUCGAAGAGACCCCAAUGGACUUACACCGGGCAGCCUUCAAGAUGGAGAACUCGUCCUACCUCCCCAACCCUCUGGCCUCCCCAGCACUGAUGGUUUUGGCGUCCACAGCCGAGGCCAGCCGGGAUGCGUCCAUCCCUUGUCAGCAGCCACGACCCUUUGGCGUACCCGUCUCGGUAGACAAGGACGUACACAUCCCAUUCACCAAUGGCUCCUACACCUUUGCCUCUAUGUACCAUCGGCAAGGUGGGGUGCCAGGCACCUUUGCCAACCGUGAUUUCCCACCUUCCUUACUGCACCUCCACCCUCAAUUUGCUCCCCCAAAUCUAGAUUGCACCCCAAUCAGUAUGCUGAAUCACAGUGGUGUCGGGGCUUUCCGUCCCUUUGCCUCCACUGAGGACCGGGAGAGCUAUCAGUCUGCCUUCACGCCAGCCAAGCGACUUAAGAACUGCCAUGACACAGAGUCACCCCACUUGCGCUUCUCAGAUGCAGAUGGCAAGGAAUAUGACUUUGGGACACAGCUGCCAUCUAGCUCCCCCGGCUCGCUUAAAGUGGACGACACUGGGAAGAAGAUUUUCGCGGUCUCUGGCCUCAUUUCAGAUCGGGAAGCCUCAUCUAGCCCAGAAGAUCGGAAUGACAGAUGUAAGAAGAAGGCAGCAGCAUUGUUUGACAGCCAGGCCCCCAUUUGCCCCAUCUGCCAGGUCCUGCUGAGGCCCAGCGAGCUGCAGGAGCACAUGGAGCAGGAGCUUGAACAGCUGGCCCAACUGCCUGCCAGCAAGAAUUCCCUUCUGAAGGAUGCCAUGACUCCAGGCACUCCCAAGUCCCUCCUGCUGUCUGCCUCCAUCAAGCGGGAAGGAGAGUCUCCCACGGCCUCACCACACUCCUCCGCCACUGACGACCUGCACCACUCGGACAGAUACCAGACCUUCCUGCGAGUGCGAGCCAACCGGCAGACCCGACUGAAUGCUCGGAUUGGGAAAAUGAAACGGAGGAAGCAAGAUGAAGGGCAGAGGGAAGGCUCCUGCAUGGCUGAGGAGGAUGCUGUGGACAUCGAGCAUGAGAACAGCAACCGCUUUGAGGAGUAUGAGUGGUGUGGACAGAAGCGGAUACGAGCCACCACUCUUCUGGAAGGUGGUUUCCGAGGCUCCGGCUUCGUCAUGUGCAGCGGCAAAGAGAACCCUGACAGUGAUGCGGACUUGGAUGUGGAUGGGGAUGACACUCUGGAGUACGGGAAGCCACAAUACACGGAAGCUGAUGUUAUUCCCUGCACAGGCGAGGAACCUGGGGAAGCCAAGGAGAGAGAAGCACUCAGGGGCGCAGUCCUAAAUGGUGGCCCUCCCAGCACCCGCAUCACGCCUGAGUUCUCUAAAUGGGCCAGUGAUGAGAUGCCGUCCACCAGCAACGGUGAGAGCAGCAAGCAGGAUGCCAUGCAGAAGACCUGCAAGAACAGCGACAUCGAGAAAAUCACUGAAGACUCGGCUGUGACCACAUUUGAGGCCCUGAAGGCCCGGGUCAGGGAGCUGGAACGACAGCUAUCUCGUGGGGACCGUUACAAAUGCCUCAUCUGCAUGGACUCCUACUCAAUGCCCCUAACGUCCAUCCAGUGUUGGCACGUGCACUGCGAGGAGUGCUGGCUGCGGACCCUGGGUGCCAAGAAGCUGUGUCCUCAGUGCAACACGAUCACAGCGCCCGGAGACCUGCGGAGGAUCUACUUGUGAGCCAGCCAGCCCGGCAGCCUGGCCUUGGGCGGCCCCACCCGCCCCAGCCUCUGCAGCAGGGACUCGUUCCUCUUGUACAUACUUGCACACAGGCUCCCCUUGUACAUACAUGCACAUACUCACACGUGUACACGCAGGACUCUGGAGCCAGAGCAGGGCUGGUGCUCAGGUCCUGCAUGCUGGCUCCCGCCAAGUCUGGGGACCAUACCUGUUCCAGCCUCUGUCCCCAGGGAGGGGCAGGGGAGCUGCGGUGGGGGAGCAGUGGGGCAAGGCUCCUGAGACCCAGCGCUGGGACCGACAGGCGGACAGACGCAGACACCAGACUGAAGCACAUGUAAUAUAGACCGCGUAUGUUUACAAUGUUGUGUAUAAAUGAGACGACUCCUCACCCCUGCCCCACCCCUGCCCCUUUGGCUGUAUGAUUUUCUGUCCUUUUUUUCCUUUUUUUUUUUUUUUUUUUUUUUUUUUUAAGAACCCCUGGAAGCAGUGCCUCCUUCGGGGCUGGCUGGGGGCUCGGCCCAUCCUCCCGAGGGUGCCUGUGUCUCCCUGUCCCGUGGCGUCCCUUCCUUCUCCCGUGUGCUCGGUGUUCAGUGGUGUAUAUUUCUUCUCCCAGACCAGGGGCAACUGCCCCAAGGGACACGAUCCUCUCCUUAGUCUUAGCUCAUGGGGCUCUUUGUAAGGAGUGGGGGCGGGGCAGAAAACGGAACCGAGCUGAAGCAGAGGCCGCAGCUGGGGCUGGCCAGAGGCUCCCCCGGCUGCCCAGGCCUCUGCUGAGAGCCGGGCCUGGGAGUAGAGCUGCUCUCCCGGGACAGGUGCUGCUCCGCCACCUCUCCCAGGGCCCGUGGUGUGAUGCUGUGUCUGUAUAUUCGAUACAAAGGGACAUGUUCUUGCCCUUUGUAAACUACAUUUGACAUGGAUUAAACCAAUAUAAACA
This is a messenger RNA of Ochotona curzoniae (black-lipped pika), 2756 nucleotides long. RefSeq names its product ring finger protein 220 (gene RNF220). The transcript is spliced from 14 exons. NCBI's taxonomy places the organism in Eukaryota, Metazoa, Chordata, Mammalia, Lagomorpha, Ochotonidae. Gene Ontology annotation, molecular function: metal ion binding; ubiquitin protein ligase activity. The record is from RefSeq and is a predicted model, not a curated record. The coding region runs from base 122 to 1822 and encodes 566 amino acids. Gene Ontology annotation, biological process: protein ubiquitination.